CGCAACGAUCAGCCUCUGUACGGAAUGACGCCAAACCACAUGUCCCUCCGCGUAAAUUAAGUGUGCCGUCUUUAUCGCCUAGGUUCGUCCCUCCAAAGCUACCUGAGAAAAGUCCAGCCAUGAAGAUUGAAACGCAAUGCAAGAAACUUAAAGGGGAGAAGCUAUCAGGAACAGCAACAGUACGUAUCGCCAAAACUAUCAUCGUUCGGUACUUGUCUAUGCUGAAUGAAACCAGAGACAGUAUUUUAGUUACGGAUGUUCCUUGCGAACUCAAGGAUUACUUCCGGGUAGGUGACCAGUGGUUGAAGGUCAAUGAUAAUAUGCUGAAAAACGUCCACUUUGCCCGAGACUGUGUUCGAAUGUCAGACAAACCGGAGAUCGAGAUCACGCUAAAGAGAAUCCCGUUUGGAACAAUCUGUGACUUCCAAUGGAAUUCAGAUAAUGUUGACGACAUAGGGUUGAAACUCCACGGAAACGAGAUUGAGCGGGUAUAUCCAGAAGGUCUGGCUCAUCGCAGAGGAUCUCUACAGUCAAACGAUACCACUUGUCUGAACAGUGCAGGCUUGAGAUGCAACUACGUCAUCACUGAGGUCAACUUUGACUGCGUCCAACCCAAUGCAUCUACAGAACAGGUAUGGGAGAUGAUCAAGAAGGCAGGCCGCAUUGUCAUUCUCAUCCUCCAUCCCGUAGACUUCCGUACCGUUCAGAGGGGCUACGACAUCGACGAAAACGACAUGUACGAAGACGUGCGAUCAUUCUAACAACAUGCGCUAUGGAACUUUAGAGAAGUGCUACAAAAUGGCAGAUCUGGUCUAAGAUCAUUCACUAAUGACCCGAAAGGAACUACAGAGGGACUAGUCCAGAAUCUGGGCUAUUUAAUUUUUGACUUCCACCUCACCAACGCGACCUCCCCCUACUAACUUGCUGCCAGCCGAAGAUGGC
Strongylocentrotus purpuratus (purple sea urchin) is the source of this 942-nucleotide messenger RNA. RefSeq lists its product as uncharacterized. Lineage: Eukaryota; Metazoa; Echinodermata; Echinoidea; Camarodonta; Strongylocentrotidae. The coding region runs from base 120 to 761 and encodes 213 amino acids. The transcript is spliced from 6 exons. The record is from RefSeq and is a predicted model, not a curated record. Gene Ontology annotation, molecular function: protein binding.